Molecule: messenger RNA, 2127 nt
Organism: Monopterus albus (swamp eel)
Lineage: Eukaryota; Metazoa; Chordata; Actinopteri; Synbranchiformes; Synbranchidae
Gene: pspc1
Product: paraspeckle component 1
Exons: 10
Coding region: 167-1699 (510 amino acids)
Molecular function (GO): RNA binding
Source: RefSeq, a predicted model, not a curated record
CUCUCUCCCUCCUAUUUUUUUCAUCUUUGUGCGAGUUGCGCGCGCAGCUGCCGCCAUCUUUGACCCUCGGUUGGUGGACUGCUUUUAGCACUGGAUUUCUAGCCUUUGCCACAAAGGUAGCGUUAUUUUAAUUUAGAAAGAGUUGCACAAACUGCUUUCUCCGAGUAUGGCUAACCGAAACAUACAAGCGAACACACAAAGCAGUAACUCCCCUCAACUGGCGAAAUGCAGGACGGACUCCCCGUCCACGGAGCGGACACCGUCGAAUAAAGAUAGCCCAACGCCGCCGCCACGGCAGUCCCCCACGACCGAUGAAGCGGACGGAUCCGGUGAAGGAAGCGGCGAAGGCUCGGCAGGAAUGACUCUGGAUAUUACGAAUUUUCGGAAGCCCGGUGAGAAGACGUUCACCCAGCGCUCUCGUCUUUUUGUCGGGAGCCUCCCGGCGGAUAUUACAGAGGAGGAUUUCAAAAACAUGUUUGCUAAAUAUGGGAAAGCUAACGAGGUGUUCGUCAACGGAGACCGGGGCUUCGCCUUCAUUCGCUUGGAAACCCGGACGCUGGCAGAGAUUGCUAAAGCUGAGCUGGAUGGGACUAUUUUGAAUAAUCGAGCACUCAAGGUUCGCUUUGCUGCACAUGGGGCUGCACUCAAAGUCCGCAACCUGCUGCCUGCAGUGACAAAUGAACUGCUGGAACAGGCGUUUUCGCAGUUUGGGCCAGUGGAACGGGCUGUUGUUGUGACAGAUGAACGUGGUCGUCCCACUGGGAGAGGCAUUGUGGAGUUUGAAUACAAAGCAGCUGCACGUAAAGCCCUGGAGCGUUGUACUGGGGGAGCACUGCUGCUUACCACCACACCUUGUCCAGCCAUUGUGGAGCCCUGUGAGCAAUUGGAUGCUGAAGAUGGGCUUCCUGAAAAACUGCUGCCUAAGACUGCAAAGUACCAUAAAGAACGAGAGCAGCCGCCACGUUUUGCUCAGCCGGGGACAUUUGAAUUUGAAUACUCCUCUCGCUGGAAAGCCCUUGAUGAGAUGGAGAAGCAGCAGAGGGAACAGGUGGACAAGAACAUUAAAGAGGCCAAAGAGAAACUGGAGUCUGAACUGGAGUCAGCUAAAAAUGAACAUCAGCUAAUGUUAAUGAGACAAGACCUAAUGAGACGUCAGGAGGAACUGAGGAGACUGGAGGAGCUUCGUAAUCAGGAGCUGCAGAGAAGAAAGCAGAUAGAGAUGAGGCAUAAAGAGGAGAGGAGGAGAAGGGAGGAGGAGAUGAUGAGACACAGAGAGCAGGAGGACCUGAGACGCCAACCGGAUGGUUUCACACCAAACUACCUGGACAAUAGAGAACAGGAAAUGAAAGUGGGUGAGCUGGGCCCUCGUGGAGCCAUUAAUUUGGGAGAUGGCUAUAACCAGGCCUCUGCAGGGCCCAGUGGUAACCAAGGUCAAAUGAUGGGCAUGAGUGGAAGGGGAGGAGCCAUUGGCCCAGAGGGAACUGCAAAUAUGGGCACACCAUUGAUGUCAGAGAAUGGAGCCAUGCGAAACGAUAGAUACCCACAAGGUGGAUCGGUAGGGGGCCGAACAGAAGUUGAGUCCCCAAAGCAGCAGCAGCCACCGCUGGGCCCCCAGGUCGGACCAGCCCCAGCAUUUGGCAGGGGGAGCCCAGUAGGGGGAGUUUUUGAUGGGCCAAAUAACAAGCGCCGCAGAUACUAACUUCUCACUGUUCACAUGAAUCUUUGUCACAACCCAACCCUGAGAACGUAUUCUGUUUUUACAUUGACCUACUUCCCCUAACCCUGUGAUGUAAAUGUGUGCUGGAAAAAACCUACAGAAUUUUUUUCCUUUGUAACAUAAGUUGUCAGUGAGAGGGAUUUAUUUUGUGACUGGUAAAAUACAGAAAACUGCUUUGUUUCUACACUUAUCUGCAAUGUUUAUAUACAUUUUUCACAGCAUAUGUUUCUCCUGUUUCCUGAAUGAUAUGAUGUGUGCUUUUCCCCCAUCUGAAUACUGAAUGUGCAAACAAGUAUUGUAGCAUGUAGGAAUAAAAGCCUUUGCAAUUAGACAUGUUUGCAGUUGCUGUGGCUGCUGUUACCCGGAAUAUGCUCCAUAAGACUGCUCUACAGGAGUAUUAGAUAAAAAAA